AAAUAAUAAUAAUUAUUUAAGUUUGUUAAAACUGAAUAAAAAUAAUUAAAAAAAAACAUACCUUAAAAAAAGUGGUAGAGAAAUAAUAACAGUGCGGUUCUGUCAAACACUGCGUCGCUUAUCAGCCAAGCGGACGCCGACGUCAUUUUACCGCGUGUUGCCGUGUCAAAGUGAAUUUGUUUUAAAUUUUUCUAGCUUUUCACAUUGUCAGUUCGGAUUUCAGUUCUCAAGUGACUGCAAUAUUAUUUAUUGACUUAUAAAUAAAUUUUUUUCAACAAAAUAAUUUUUUUUAAACGAAAGUGACAGCACGUGAGUCCGGCCACGCGUUCGAGGUUAAUUUAACGCGCGUUUUAAAAUUAAUAAUAACAAUUACUGUUGUUUAAAUAAUUAUUUGAAUAUUUAUUUAUAUUAAUAAAUUAAUAAUAGUUUUUGUGAUUGUUAAAAGUGGUUGUGAGGGCCCACCAAGCGUCCUUGAAGUUGCUGUCUACCUGACAAAGAAAUAAAACGGUCACGAUUUCGUAAAUCCACAGCGACAAGAGUAAGAGAGUGUUGGUGGGACUAAAUUCGGUUGCCGAUUCUCUCAAAUAAAUAUAAUACAUUUUAUUUUAUUUAUCGAUAUAAUACUACUAUGCUGGCGUCUGCAGCUGUUAACACUGACCAGAGGAUAGCCAUGGAUCGGACAGCGAGAGGUCGAUUCCAAUCCUCGGGCAGCACCGAUGACGACCAAAGUGGAUCGGAUAUAGAUCACGAAAAUUCAUCACUCCGCGGUCGAAAACAAAGAAUAUUGCUUCACUCCGUCGCGCACGGAGUGCGUAAACGUCGUGGCAACUUACCUAAACAAUCUGUUAAAAUUUUGAAGCGAUGGCUGUAUGAGCAUCGUUACAACGCCUAUCCAAGUGACAAUGAAAAAACAUACCUCAGCAAAGAAGCUAAAUUGACUAAUCUUCAGGUGUGUAACUGGUUUAUAAACGCGAGGCGUCGUAUUCUUCCGGAAAUAAUAAGACGUGAGGGUCAGGAUCCUCUGCAAUACACAAUUUCACGUCGCGGCAAAAAGAUGCCAGGUGGAAAUCAUCAUCACCAGCAGGCGGCUGGUUUAAGUCCCAAUGCGAGUCGCGGCUGGGAUACAACAAUGUCUAACAGUCCCUCUACAGCACGCAGACGCAGCCGUGAUUAUGAGGAUCACGUUAUGUACAGAAGUGAGGAAGACAGUCCAAAUGAUUAUGAAAGUAGUUCUCAUAGUGAAGAAGAACGUCCAUCAUCACAAUGGCCAAGUGUUAUCGUAUAUCCAUAUUCAGAGACUAAAGUUGAGCCGUCAAAUGAAUUAAAUUACGACGAGGCAAUAAAUUACCCUGCACGACGAGGAGAGGAAUGUCAAGACAACAAACCAGGAUACUGGAGCGCACCGCGAGCGCACUUAUCCUCAGAACGGCAAGGAGAGCCCUGUGGAAGCAGUUCCAGUAAUAACAAAUUUUACUCGCUCAACGAGAUAAAUGACAAAUUGAUUUGCCAAAGCGUGACAGGAUGGGUCCCUAAUAAAGACAACAAGGGUCCGUACGCACAAGACAUCCCGACAUCGAGCUUAGUACUGCUGGUGAACACAGCUAUUGCUCUUGAUAAGUGGGAAAAUCAAGUUAACUCUGCUCAGUAAAUUCAUUAAAAAGAUUAUUUUUAACCAAUUAAUAUCAAAUAUCACUUCAUUUUUUUAUUAAGUAAAAAUAUUUUUUUUACCGAUUCAAACCUACCGAAACAAUUGUUCUCUUUCGGUAUGAUUAAUUAAUAUUUAUCAAUUUCUAUUAUAUCUCAUUAUUAUUAUUAUUAUUAUUAUUAGAAAUGACCAUAAAAAAUGCUAAUGUAGAUUCGAGACGAUAGAGAACAAUAAUCUGAA
Cotesia glomerata is the source of this 1885-nucleotide messenger RNA. RefSeq names its product homeobox protein TGIF2LY-like. The record is from RefSeq and is a predicted model, not a curated record. The coding region runs from base 629 to 1648 and encodes 339 amino acids. NCBI's taxonomy places the organism in Eukaryota, Metazoa, Arthropoda, Insecta, Hymenoptera, Braconidae. Gene Ontology annotation, molecular function: DNA-binding transcription factor activity, RNA polymerase II-specific; RNA polymerase II cis-regulatory region sequence-specific DNA binding. The transcript is spliced from 5 exons. Gene Ontology annotation, biological process: regulation of transcription by RNA polymerase II.